Messenger RNA from Echinococcus granulosus, 483 nucleotides. RefSeq names its product Vesicle transport protein SFT2B. Gene Ontology annotation, biological process: vesicle-mediated transport. Gene Ontology annotation, cellular component: membrane. Lineage: Eukaryota; Metazoa; Platyhelminthes; Cestoda; Cyclophyllidea; Taeniidae. Bases 1 to 483 code for a protein of 160 amino acids. The record is from RefSeq and is a predicted model, not a curated record. The transcript has 7 exons.
AUGGAUGGGGUCGUAAACAUUUUCUCUGCGGAACCACGUGAUGAUGAAGAGGCCAUUAUUUCAGAUUCAGGCCAACUCUUUCCUUCUCUUUCAUAUUCAACAAGAAUCAAAGGUUUUGCAGCAUGUUUUGUACUUGGCGUCUUGAUGUCACUUCUGAGUAACCUGUUCUUCCUUUUACCAGGACGUGGUAUAAGUCUGUUCGCACUAUUUUAUUCGAUUGGAAAUUUGUGUGCUUUGGCAAGCACAUUUUUCUUAGUGGGUCCUGUCAAACAGUGUAAACGAAUGUUUGCUGAAUCUCGGAUUGUGGCCGCUUUGCUAUUUUUGGUAUUUUUGGCACUGACAAUCGUCUCGGCUGUCUAUUACAAAGCUCCCCUUUGUCUCCUCUUUUCUAUUCUUCAAUUCAUGGCGUUGACCUGGUAUUCACUUUCAUUCAUACCUUAUGCGCGGACGGCCGUACGAUCUUGUUUAACGUCUAUGUGCUAA